AUGGCACUGAACAGCGCAGCGCGGCGCCCAGGCAUCGCAGGGUGCUGUGCCAAAACAACUAUUGCACCCCUGGAUCGAGUCAAGAUUUUGCUGCAGGCUCAUAACCACCAUUACAAACAUCUAGGAGUGUUUUCUACAUUGCGUGCCGUCCCAAAAAAGGAGGGUUACCUUGGGCUAUAUAAAGGAAACGGGGCAAUGAUGAUUAGAAUCUUUCCAUAUGGUGCAAUUCAAUUUAUGGCAUUUGACCAGUAUAAAAAGGUAAUAAAGAAGCAACUUGGGAUUUCAGGACAUGUACAUCAAUUAAUGGCUGGAUCUAUGGCAGGUAUUACAGCAGUGAUUUGUACUUACCCUCUUGAUAUGGUUAGAGUUCGUCUGGCGUUCCAAGUAAAAGGGGAACACAAGUACAUGGGAAUUAUCCAUGCAUUCAAGAUGAUUUACACAAAGGAAGGUGGUUUUCCUGGGUUCUACAAAGGUCUGAUGCCAACUGUUGUAGGAAUGGCUCCAUAUGCGGGUUUUUCAUUUUUUACUUUUGGUACCUUAAAGAGCAUUGGACUUGCUCAAGCACCUAACUUACUUGGACGGCCUUCGUUAGAUAAUCCCGAUGUCUUGGUUUUGAAAACACAUGUAAAUCUGCUGUGUGGUGGCAUAGCUGGAGCAAUAGCUCAGACAAUAUCGUAUCCACUUGAUGUAACUCGUAGGCGAAUGCAGUUAGGAGCCGUUCUCCCAGACUCUGACAAGUGCCUUACAAUGGUGCAGACGCUGAAAUAUGUGUAUCAACAACAUGGAAUAAGAAGAGGAUUGUACCGUGGUUUAUCUCUAAAUUAUAUUCGCUGUAUUCCUUCACAGGCCGUGGCUUUUACCACAUAUGAACUUAUGAAACAAUUCUUGCACCUCAACUAAAAUAUUUUUCAAACUUUACUGUUAAGCUACACUAUCAGUCUUCAAACUAUAUUUGUGAGUAAAUUACUUGAAAUUUCAAGAAACCUCUCUGUUACUGUGGAACUGCUGUUGUCUGACAGCUUAGUUUUAUUUGCCAAAACAUGGUUGAUUUCCUGGAGUCAAACCAGGGGAUAGAUCAGUAUGAAUAGUAGUUAGCUAUAAACUUUUUCUUGCACUUGAUCUUUUAAGCUUCCUUAGGUUAAUAUUAGGAAUUUCACAGUUUUACAAUUAUGCCCAUAUUUUAUAUGGGUUUCGAGUUGUUAGUUAUUUAGCAUUAUCACCAUUCCAGGAAUUAUACUCAUGGUUAUAUU
This is a messenger RNA of Tinamus guttatus (white-throated tinamou), 1250 nucleotides long. NCBI's taxonomy places the organism in Eukaryota, Metazoa, Chordata, Aves, Tinamiformes, Tinamidae. The record is from RefSeq and is a predicted model, not a curated record.